Coregonus clupeaformis (lake whitefish) is the source of this 3522-nucleotide messenger RNA. It is a transcript of the gene pgr, whose product is annotated as progesterone receptor. The record is from RefSeq and is a predicted model, not a curated record. The transcript is spliced from 9 exons. Gene Ontology annotation, molecular function: DNA-binding transcription factor activity; sequence-specific DNA binding; zinc ion binding. Bases 1 to 2133 code for a protein of 710 amino acids. Lineage: Eukaryota; Metazoa; Chordata; Actinopteri; Salmoniformes; Salmonidae. Gene Ontology annotation, biological process: regulation of DNA-templated transcription.
AUGGACACGGCGAACACUUCGAGCUCAGACUUCACAGACUCCAGUAAAAUAGUAAAUUAUUUGAUUGAGAAGUAUGCAGAUGUUGGAUUUGGUCAGCCUGGGAAAUUAUCUAACGAGCCACAGUCUCUAGUUUGUAUGUCCCCCGUAGCGCGUCGUUUUGGAAACGUCCGCCCUAUGUGCGCUGCGCCUCCUGGCUCAAGCAACAACAGUGCCAUGUUCAAAGACUGUGCUGUUAGAGAUCACGCCUAUUAUGACUGCUCUGACCCUCUGCCGUGGGCAGAGGUGUGUGGUAUAGAUGGAGUGAAGGAGUCCGUGUUAUCGCAGCCGGCCCCAACAGUAACUCAGGAAAGUUUGCAGAGAGCGGCCGUGAACAUGAUAUUGACACCCGGUUCAACCACAGCCACCGGGGUUUGUAAGAUCAUCAAAGAUGAGAAGGAGCCGUCACUAAUCAUGGAAACACCGUGUCCCGAUUUUGAUCUAACGGCCAACAUCCCUACCCUCGAGACCUGUUAUGACAGCGAGAGGAAACAACAACUGUUAGGGUUUAUGGAUGAUUCGGCAGCGUCUUUUCCCCCCUCGGUACCUGGACAACAGAACCAACAAGUACUAUUGGACAGUUCUCCGAACUUUCUAGUCGACUUGAAUCAGAACGACCAGAUGUCGACGGUUCCCCAGAUCCGGACGGACUCACGAGGUGUUCCCUUUCCUACUCAUCACAGUAAAGGCAUGCUGAAUUUUGACGUAAUGAGCAGUAACGGACAGGUUCCACAGCAGCAUUUGAUGAUUUAUAAGAGUGAAAUGCCCAGAUGGUCCAUUCAGACCUCUCCUACUCAGUCCCCGUACUGGUGCCAGUCCAGCGGGGUCUCCGAGGACCAGUAUCCGCACCAUGGCUACUCCUCCCCGGAUGGAAAUCACACCUCAGCUCUGCUCCAGAGGUCCCCGACCUAUACUGGAUAUGGCGGUGUUCCACCCCAGAGGCUGUGUAUGAUCUGUGGCGAUGAGGCUUCAGGGUGUCACUAUGGGGUCGUCACGUGUGGAAGCUGCAAAGUCUUCUUUAAAAGAGCGGUUGAAGGACAUCAUAACUAUCUCUGCGCCGGUCGAAAUGACUGCAUCGUGGAUAAGAUACGGAGAAAGAAUUGCCCUGCGUGUCGCCUGAGGAAGUGCUACCAAGCUGGGAUGAUGCUAGGAGGGCGGAAGCUGAAGCGUUUUGGGGCCCUGAAGGCAGGUCUGGCCCCAGCCUUGAUGUUCCAGGGACCCUUGUCAGCCCUGGGGGAUGGUCAGGCCCCAGCCUUGAUGUUCCAGGGGCCCUUGUCAGCCCUGGGGGAUGGUCAGGCCCUGGCCUCUCUACCCUGCAUGCCUGGCCUCCACGAGCUGCACCUCACCCCUCAGAUCAUCAGCAUUCUGGAGAGCAUCGAGCCUGAGGUGGUGUACUCUGGCUACGACAGCUCCCAGCCUGACAUGCCACACCUCCUCCUCAACAGCCUCAACAGACUGUGUGACAGACAGCUGCUGUGGAUCGUCCGCUGGUCCAAAUCCCUGCCAGGGUUCCGUGGCCUCCACAUCAACGAUCAGAUGACACUCAUCCAGUAUUCCUGGAUGAACCUCAUGGUGUUCUCUCUGGGCUGGAGAUCUUUCCAGAACGUCACCAGUGAAUACUUGUACUUCGCUCCUGAUCUCAUCCUCAGCCAGGAUCGUAUGAGGAGAUCUCCAAUCUAUGAUCUGUGUCUGGCCAUGCAGUUCAUCCCUCAGGAGUUCACCAGCCUCCAGGUCACCAAAGAAGAGUUCCUCUGUAUGAAAGCCAUCAUGAUUCUCAACACUGUUCCGUUGGAGGGCUUAAAGAGCCAGGCCCAGUUUGAGGAGAUGAGACAGAACUACAUUCGGGAGCUGACCAAGGCUAUCCAUCUGAAGGAGAGAGGCAUGAUGGCCUCCUCUCAGCGCUUCUACCAUCUCACUAAGCUCAUGGAUUCCAUGCAUGAGAUUGUAAAGAAGGUGAACCUGUACUGUCUCAGUACCUACAUCCAGGCUGACGCCAUGAAGGUUGAGUUCCCUGAAAUGAUGUCAGAGGUCAUCUCCUCCCAGCUCCCCAAGGUUCUGGCCGGUAUGGUCAAGACCCUCCUCUUCCACGCCAAGUGACCAAUCAGAGAAAUUAACCAAACCUGCACCUCAGGUCAAGCGCCUCCUCUUCCAUGCCAAGUGACCAAUCAGAGGAGAGAACCAAACCUGCACCGCAAAGCACCAUGGGAGAAUAGAAGAUACCGAAGAGUUGAAUUAAUAUUCUAUUAACGUCAUGAAAUAUCGACCAACAUUUUAUGUUGAUAUGACGAUAGGUCUUUGCCCGGUGGGUGGUAUCAUAUCUUUGAAACUAAGAAAAUGUUUUGGGGAGGUAUUAUUUAGACCAAGUUAAACGUGAAGGUUUUGGGGAGGUGUUAUUUGGACCAAAUUAAACGUGAAGGUUUUGGGGAGGUGUUAUUUGGACCAAGUUAAACGUGAAGGUUUUGGGGAGGUGUUAUUUGGACCAAGUUAAACGUGAAGGUUUUGGGGAGACUUUUUUGGACCAAGUUAAACAUUAAGGUUUUGGGGAGGUAUUAUUUGGACCAAGUCAAAUGUGAAGGUUUUGGGUAAGUAUUAUUUUGACCAAGUUAAAUGUGAAGGUUUUGGGGAGGUAUUAUUUGGAACGAGUUAAACGUGAAAGUUUUGGGGAGGUAUUAUUUGGACCAAGUUAAACAUUAAGAUUUUGGGGAAGCAUUAUUUGGACCAAGUUAAACGUGAAUGUUUUGGGGAGGUGUUAUUUGGACCAAGUUAAACGUGAAGGUUUUGGGGAGGUAUUAUUUGGACCAAGUUAAACGUGAAGGUUUUGGGGAGGUAUUAUUUGGACCAAGUUAAACAUGAAGGUUUUGGGGAGGUAUUAUUUGGACCAAGUUAAACGUGAAUGUUUUGGGGAGGUGUUAGUUGGGAUUUAUAUUUUUGUGGCAGAAUGAUUCCCUCUCCAAGGUCUGUCUGGCCUGGCUGAAGUACAAUAGGCCUAACAGCUGGCAAAGAUGUUCCAUCCUCCAGCCAGACCUCCUCUUAGAACUGUGGUGAAUCCAUCCAAAUAUUAUUAAUGUGCCUCCCUUACCAAUAAUUCACUCUUAUCCUUUGAGGUGGUGGAAACUUGUGUAUAGAAGUUGUGCCAGUGUUUUUACUUUGUGAGAAUUACUGUUGUGCUAGACUUGUAAGAGAGCUAGGUUACGUCCCAAAUGGCACCCUAUUCCCAACAUAGUGCACUACGUUUGACCAGCGCGCCAUGGGACCUGGUUGAAAGUAGUGCACUAUGUAGGGAAUAGGGUGCUGUUUGAGACGCAAGCUUAAAACUGGUAUAUCCAGUUUUGCUGUUUGUGUUUGUUUUCAGUUACAUACAUUUCACACUCCCUGCCUCAUGGCUGGGCAGGCCUUUAUACAUCUCAAGUUCUGCAAGUUACAUUUUCAUACAAAAUACACAAUGUCAUUCUAUUUAAUGUACCAUUAAAUGAGAUAACCCCUGUA